Penicilliopsis zonata CBS 506.65 is the source of this 912-nucleotide messenger RNA. RefSeq lists its product as hypothetical. NCBI's taxonomy places the organism in Eukaryota, Fungi, Ascomycota, Eurotiomycetes, Eurotiales, Aspergillaceae. The coding region runs from base 1 to 912 and encodes 303 amino acids. The transcript has 2 exons. The record is from RefSeq and is a predicted model, not a curated record.
AUGGCUCAUCUCGAGGCAUCUAAGCUCUUUUCGGUGGAGGGCCUGGUUGCCGUGAUCACCGGAGGAGGAAGUGGACUCGGUCGUUCAAUGGCACUAGCGCUUGAUGCGAAUGGGGCCUCGAAAGUCUUUAUCAUCGGUCGGCGAGAGGAGGUGCUCAAAGAGACGGCAGCCGCCGCGAAGAACAAGACCCUCAUCCCCAUCAUUGGCGACAUUACAUCCAAGGAGUCCCUUGAGGCGGCGUAUGAUGCUGUUGCCUCGCAGACAGACCGUGUCCAUCUCCUUGUGGCAAACAGCGGCAUCAUGGGCCCCAUGAUCCAUCCCCCGAAAAAACCGGAUGGCGAGAAACCGACCCUAACGGAGCUACGAGACCACCUAUGGCAGCUUCCGAUGGACGAUUUCUCAAACGUGCUCAACAUCAAUGUCACAGGCACGUACUACACCGUGCUGGCCUUCCUGCCGCUGCUGGACGCGGCAAAUAAGAAUCUGCCUGCCGCACAGCCGGGCAUGCUCCCACCACCCAAGGCGCAGGUUGUGGUAACCAGCUCUAUUGCCGGUUACAGCCGCAUGGUCCCCUUCAGCUUCGCAUACAGUCUUUCCAAAGCUGCCGCGACGCAUCUUAUCAAGAUGCUGUCAACCCUCUUGUCGCAGUACGCUAUCCGUGUCAACGGGCUGGCGCCGGGCUUGUACCAUUCCGAACUUGCGAUGCCCUUGUACCAGAACAAGGGUAUAGAGGGUACCGGGACCGCGGAGGGCUCAUUUCCGCGCGAAGCGAUUCCCGUCAUGAGAGGUGGCGGCGAAGAAGAUAUGGCCGGUUUGAUCCUGUGGCUGGCCGGGGCGGCGGGCGGUUAUAUCAAUGGAAAUAUCGUCGUGACGGACGGUGGUCGCUUGAGUCUUUUGCCGUCUGUUUACUAG